Molecule: messenger RNA, 639 nt
Organism: Alternaria infectoria
Lineage: Eukaryota; Fungi; Ascomycota; Dothideomycetes; Pleosporales; Pleosporaceae
Exons: 4
Coding region: 1-639 (212 amino acids)
Source: RefSeq, a predicted model, not a curated record
AUGGCAGAAUGCUCCUUGCGUCACUGGCCCGACAACGGAGGCACUCCGCAGCGCGACUCAAAGCCCAAGGCUCACUGGAGUCAAGUCCGCGAUAGGCCACUUCUCCGUGACCUCGUUGAGAAGGGCAAACCGGCCUUGAACGUCUGCAUCUCGAUACUGGAACAUCACCUGACAACUGCCAAUCUUGAGCACUGGGAGGACUUAGACUCUAAAGCGAAGUCGUUGCUCCCGAAACUGGAAGAGCUGUUGGGAAGUUGGGACAGCAGACAACGGCCUCUACUGGUACACGCGCACCGAAAAGGUGAAGCGGCGGAACUCCUGAUCGAAAAUCUGGCGGGUAUUGUCUUUCUAGGAACCCCGCAUCUGCGAGAAAGCAACAAACCAGAAUGGGAAAAGGCGGCUGCUAUUCUUGAGCUUCGCAUGUUGUCACCACCCAAGGCUCUUUCGGAUGAGAACGAACUACGACAACUGUUUCAUUGGUCCCAAGACUUCGAGGAUCUUGGGCUAAAAGCUCGAAUCCUCUCCACGACGGAAAGAAAGGAAAGUAAGAAGAAGAGGGGCACGAAGCUCAACAAGUGGAGGAAAGAGAGUUUACAUAUUGUGGUACGGGAAAUACUUAGUACGAUGGUCAACGGCUGA